Messenger RNA from Sus scrofa (pig), 1000 nucleotides. RefSeq names its product vomeronasal type-1 receptor 4-like. Gene Ontology annotation, cellular component: membrane. NCBI's taxonomy places the organism in Eukaryota, Metazoa, Chordata, Mammalia, Artiodactyla, Suidae. Gene Ontology annotation, molecular function: pheromone receptor activity. The record is from RefSeq and is a predicted model, not a curated record. Gene Ontology annotation, biological process: G protein-coupled receptor signaling pathway.
GGUCAAGGUCCAUUGAUGGGAUCAACAGAGGUCUGCCUCAUAUCCCCACACAGGAUUCUCUGGCUCCAGAACAAGAAGCUCAUCCCCGGGAUGUGACAGAAUGGACACCAAGGACUGGGCAAUAGGAAUGAUCUUUUUGUUACAGACCACAGCUGGCCUCCUGGGGAAUUGCUCUCUCCUCUACCAUUUUCUCUUCCUUUACCUCACAGGAGGCACAUCCAGGUCCACAGAUCUGAUUCUCAAGCACAUGACUUUGGCCAACCUCUUAGUUCUGCUCUCCAAGGGAAUCCCUGAAACACUGGCAGCUUUGGGGUCAAAACACUUCCUCGAUGAUUUUGGAUGCAAACUUCUUUUUUACAUUCACAGAGUGAGUAGAGGUGUGUCCAUUGGCACCACCUGCAUCUUGAGUGUCUUUCAGGUGAUCAUGAUCAGUCCCAGGGACUCCAGGUGGGCACAGCUUCAGGGAAAAGCUCCCAGGUACCUGGGCACCUUCAGUAUCCUCUGCUGGGUCUUGAACAUGAUGCUCAAUAUUUUUACUCCUUUUUAUACAACUGACAGAUGGAACGAGACGAGCAGAACAAAGUAUAUAGAUCAUUCCUACUGUUACUCAGUGGUUUACAUCCAAAACACAGAGACCGUCUAUGUGCCAUUUGUAUUAUUCCAUGAUGGUUUCCGUUUGGGGCUGAUGGUCUGGACCAGUGGUUCCAUGGUUCUUUUCCUGCACAGGCACAAGCAGCGGGUCCGAUACAUUCACGGGAAAGUUCAGCCUGCUAGACCCUCCCCUGAGACCACAGCUACCAAGAGCAUCCUUGUCCUGGUGUGCUUCUUUGUUUCUUUGUGGACGCUCUCCACUAGCAUUCACAGUUGUCUUUCAGUAUUUUGUAAUCCCAGUUUCUGGCUGAAGGUCACUUCCAAACUAAUUGCUGCAUGUUUCCCAUCUGUAAGCCCCUACAUUCUCAUGAGACAGGACUCCAGAAUAUGCAGGUUCUGCUUUGCUUAG